AUGGUGCGCAAACUCAAGCAUCAUGAGCAGAAACUGCUCCGAAAGGUCGAUUUCGUCAACUACCCGGGAGACGACCAACAUCGCAGCGCUGCCGUGCUGCGACGAUACUCGAUUUCCAACCCGUCCGACUAUUCUGCCUACAACCGCCUGGCCGGCAAGCUUCGACAUCUGGCGCAUCGCAUAGCGCUUCUACCUCCCGAAUCGCCAUUUCGAAGAUCACAGGAGGGCAAGUUACUCGACAAGCUACACGACAUGGGUCUGUUGGGACACGGUGAUACUGGAGGCAAGCUGUCGGACGUGGAAAAGAAAAUCACAGUGUCCGCAUUCUGUCGCAGGCGCCUGGGUGUGGUCAUGACGAGGUUGCGAAUGGCAGAGACAGUGUCGGCUGCAAAUCGCUUCAUCGAACAAGGACAUGUGAGAGUAGGCACUGAAGUCGUGACUGACUCCGCCUUUCUCGUGACGAGGAACAUGGAAGACUUUGUGACGUGGGUUGACUCCUCCAAGAUCAAGAGGAACAUCAUGAAGUACCGGGACAAGCUGGACGACUUCGAUCUACUCUGA
Messenger RNA from Fulvia fulva, 561 nucleotides. Its product is annotated as U3 small nucleolar ribonucleoprotein. Gene Ontology annotation, molecular function: structural constituent of ribosome; rRNA binding; snoRNA binding. Gene Ontology annotation, cellular component: small ribosomal subunit; Mpp10 complex; small-subunit processome. Gene Ontology annotation, biological process: rRNA processing. Bases 1 to 561 code for a protein of 186 amino acids. The transcript has 2 exons. Lineage: Eukaryota; Fungi; Ascomycota; Dothideomycetes; Mycosphaerellales; Mycosphaerellaceae. The record is from RefSeq and is a predicted model, not a curated record.